Physeter macrocephalus (sperm whale) is the source of this 1192-nucleotide messenger RNA. RefSeq names its product SH3 domain binding glutamate rich protein (gene SH3BGR). NCBI's taxonomy places the organism in Eukaryota, Metazoa, Chordata, Mammalia, Artiodactyla, Physeteridae. Gene Ontology annotation, cellular component: cytoplasm. The record is from RefSeq and is a predicted model, not a curated record. The coding region runs from base 1 to 429 and encodes 142 amino acids. The transcript is spliced from 7 exons.
AUGAAGGAUUUUGACUCUUUCUUCUCUGCAAAAGAAGAGAAUAUUAUUUAUUCCUUCCUUGGCUUGGCUCCCCCUCCAGGCUCAAAGGUGACAAAAUCGCCCGAGGAAGCAUCUUCCCUUCCCAAUGGUGAUGUGGCAGGAGAAGCACAGAGCAACACAGAGGGAACAGAGAAGGCUGAAGAAAGUGGACAACACGAGGCACAAAAAGAGGGCAAUGAAGAUGCGGGUGACCUCACCGGAUCCCCGGAGAAGAAUGAAGAAGAGGGAGAGACAGCAACAGAAGAGACGGAAGAAAUAACCGCGGAGGGAGCAGAAGGGGAAGCGGAGGAAGCGGAAGCAGAGGAAGCGGAAGCAGAGGAAGCGGAAGCUGAGAAAGGAGAAGAGGAGGGGCCAGGAGAAGAAGAAGGAGAAGAGGAAGAAGAUUCUUAGGCCUUUUCAUGCUUUAUUCUUCCACUUGUCCAGGAAACCCAAGCCACGAAGCACCAUUUCAACUCUCUUCCCACAAACCAAAUUCAACAAAAUGCUUUGGCCCGAAGCUAGCACACGUCUGUCAGUACAUCCAGGGUUCACCGAGGAAUUGUAUGAUCCGACACGGUUAGAUCUCCAUGCAUAUACCUGCUUAAUCAUAUCAACAUGAAAUCAAAUGUGAGGACAACACAUGCAUACCUUCAUGGGCCUGACAUUUUGUGGCCUUUGCUUAAUUUUUUUUUUUUUUUUUUUUGCUCUGCAUGAAUAGACCUUCUAAUACCCUGAAAAAAAUUUCAAAAUAUAGAACUUCUCUUUGUGAGAUGACAAAAGUAUUUCUUUGUAUGUGCCUUAUGCUACUUUUCUCAGAAUUAGCUUUGAAAAUGAAGAGAUUUAUAGAGAACAAUCAUACUAAUAAAGAUGAAUAGCAAAUAUCCUGUCCCCAGGAGGAGAUUUCUUCAUUUCUAGUCUCUCUGUGUAUAACCUGAACUCAGUCUGUCUCUUGCAGAGUCUGAAUGCUCAGCAGAACUUUUCUGUCUCCAUUGGGAUGGAUCCUUUUUGUUGCACUGAUUAUUUGGUCCAUGUUUUCAAAUGUUAUGUCUUGUUAUGUCGUAUUUUAUAUUAUUCACACCGCUGCAUACAUGGUCUCCGAAGCCUUGUUUAAAUGUCACUACCGUCCACAUGUGUAGGGGUCAUGACGCAGACAAAUAAAUUUGCCAGCCCAGUG